Glarea lozoyensis ATCC 20868 is the source of this 2064-nucleotide messenger RNA. RefSeq names its product C2H2 and C2HC zinc finger. The record is from RefSeq and is a predicted model, not a curated record. Bases 1 to 2064 code for a protein of 687 amino acids. NCBI's taxonomy places the organism in Eukaryota, Fungi, Ascomycota, Leotiomycetes, Helotiales, Helotiaceae. The transcript is spliced from 2 exons.
AUGACAACUCCCGCCGACGUUAGCACCGCCAUGGACGCGCAUGCCGUGCAUUCAUCGAGUGAUUCCGAGGCCAGGCUGAAAUCUCUCUUGGACCAGCAAGCUCUGAUACAAGCCGAGAUCAGGUCGUUGAUGCCAGUUGAAACGGAACCUAAUUUUCAAGCGGAACUGGUCAUGUUGAAUCACAAGCAUAAGAUGCUCAAGGCCACGCAGGAAGAGCUCGGCUUCGCACCUGUCGUUUUAUCUGAAGCCGAGGAGUGUAGAAUGCGCCAGUAUAUGUGCGAAUGCAUAGAAACGGCUUGUUUACAUUCAGAUGCAUUUUCGUCGAUACCAGAUUUGCUCCAGAGGGCAUCUUUGCCGUUGAGGUCUAUACAACCAAAUGGCUUCGAUGACUGGCUUCAGCUGAACGCUAGUAAAUAUGACCUAGUUCUCAAAACCCACACCAACUUCCCAAAAGCCACUUCAUCCCUGAAAUGCCUGUAUCCAACAUGUAUCCAUUUCAUUUAUGGCUUUGCGACAUUCGAGCACUUGGAGUUGCACAAUUAUCGAAGCCACCCAAAAGACACCCACCCUAUGAAGGAAACCACUUUUUUCCACCGGCUGUCUUCUCCUGUUUUGCACAAUCCUCUCAGGACACGGGAAGAGUCAUCGUCAAACUCGAGAAUUUCGGAUAGAACUUUCUCAUUCGUGCCGGAGUAUCCUCAAAAUCACCCGCAAGACAGCACGGCUAUGCAUUCACCGAAGCGAAUUCGGCUCGCUCAAGAUGAGGAUUCAAAGCUUCCUUCGAAGGAAUUAAGCUCAAGGCAAGUUUUUCGGAACUCCAACGAGACAGAUAGUUGGCCUGCCAUCAGGUCACUCAAUGAACUGCCAAUCUACCGAAAUAUUGAAAAAGGCAAUCAUGAACGUGGUUCAACUCGUGAAGAGUUAACCACUCCAAAGUACACCGAAGUCCGGCAGGACCGGAUAUUUUGCCCACAGUGUAAUAACCAUCCAGAUGGAUUCCGAGGUGAGCACGAACUACGAAGACACCAAGACAGAGAGCAUCGCGCCACCAUCAAGAAAUGGAUCAUCAUCGACCCCAAUAGAUCCUCGGAAGAUGAGCCUCAACCCAUUCUACCUCUGUCGCGAUGCAAAUCAUGUAGCGAGCAGAAGAAAGGGUACGGCGCAUACUACAACGCUGCAGCUCAUCUUCGACGAACUCAUUUCAGACCGAAAGACCGCAAGGGUACUUAUCUAGAGAAGGAGGAAAUUGGGCGUGGAAAGGGUCCGGUCGAUUGGCCGCCAAUGUCGGUUCUGAAGCACUGGAUGAAAGAAGUUGAGGUUCCUCAACAGGGAAGCCCAGGAAACUCCGAUGAUGAUGAUGAUGAUGGUGUGGAGAGCGAAUUCAAUAUGUCGACACCAGGGCCAUUGCCCCCGAAACCUUCAGUCCCACCAAUACCAAGCACAUUUUCAUCCGUCAACGCUACUUCCAUUUUUAGGAAUUCCGCUCCAUUUCACCCUUUGCAGCCCUCUCCUUCGUCAUAUGUUCGCAAUGGUAUUGAGGCCCCCUAUCCACCAAAUGAACCUGGUCGGCGGGAUCGAUGUCCUUAUCCAGAAUGUAGUAAGGUGUUUAAGGAUCUCAAGGCGCAUUUGCUUACGCACCAAAAUGAAAGGCCAGAGAAGUGUCCCAUUACGACUUGCGAUUAUCACACUAAAGGAUUCGCUCGAAAGUAUGACAAGAAUCGACAUGCACUUACGCACUAUCGGGGAACUAUGACCUGCCCUUUCUGCGCAGGCUCAGGAACUCCAAUUGAGAAGACGUUUACCCGAGCAGAUGUAUUCAAGCGCCAUCUUACUGGUGUUCAUGGUGUUGAACAAACACCUCCAAAUUCGAGAAACAGACCUGAAUCAACCCGGAAAUCGGUUCCAUCGGGCCAAAAUGGGAAAUGCUCUAUUUGCAAGGUAUCCUUUGAUUCGGCGCAGAUGUACUAUGAUCAUCUCGACGAAUGCGUUCUCGGCGUUAUUGUACCAGAAACUAUACAAUCUAAGAGCGAGAGCUUAUCGACAGCGGAAUCGAGUACAGCGUAA